Mycena indigotica is the source of this 1362-nucleotide messenger RNA. RefSeq lists its product as uncharacterized. The transcript is spliced from 2 exons. The coding region runs from base 1 to 1362 and encodes 453 amino acids. The record is from RefSeq and is a predicted model, not a curated record. NCBI's taxonomy places the organism in Eukaryota, Fungi, Basidiomycota, Agaricomycetes, Agaricales, Mycenaceae.
AUGACGGCCACCACGCGACAAAGACGCCAUAACCGUGCUUCUUCGGAAGAGACCGUUCGCAACGACGACGACGAUGCAUGGGAGGAUGUUGAUGGCGAUGUAGGGGGGAGGGCAUCUGUUUCCUCACGGUCGCCAAAGCCUGUUUCGUCUCGAGCACGUCCCAGUCCUCGAAAAAGAACCAGAAACAAGCCUAUUCCUUCGUCCAGCAAAACUGAGACUCCUCCCCCACCGCCAAUGCCGAGUAUCCAACCGGUGGUUAUUCGCGGCAGUAUUUGGAUUUCUCGAUAUACGUUGGAUGUGUUAACUACUGCAGUGAAUUACUUGCGAGGACCACUGUCGUUUAUCGUUUUCAUCUGGAUGUUAGCCUUCUUGGUGCAAAGGAUGACCAAUACCAUACGGGUCGCUUUUGCGCCGAUUUGCUGGCUACCGCUAGUCUCUCAAUCGCCGUUCUGCUUGCCCCCAUCCGCGCAGCAGCCUCAGUGGGCGGAUUUCCCUAAGCUAGUUGAUGUCCAGAGCGCUACCCUGGAGCAACUACUGGAAGAGUCCACUUCUGGAUCUACGCUGGCGCUCCAGCUGAAGAAAGCUGAGAUUGCGACGUCCGAUCUCGUGACAUUGGUGACAGUCAGCGACCUCAAAAGCCGCGAUGUCAUUCAAGACUCUUUGAGGACAUUUAUCGACGAUGCGCGAGCAGCGGGCCGCUCUCUUAACAGGCUCAACGCUAAAGUUUCUGGCGCAGUAGAUGGCGUUGUUGCUGUCAAUGACUAUGCGUUGCGAACUAUCGAGGGCGCACAUGCACAACAUCCGCCGUCAAUGCUGCAACAAAUCCUACGUUGGCCGUUUAAGCCACAAACAGACAUUGUCGUUUCCGCCUUUGAAGACUCGAUGAACUACCUUUCGCUGACCAUGUCCCGUCUCGUGAUUGAAUUCGAGCUGAACCUGAAUCACCUCAACAAACUGGAGGAGCAGCUUUCGGUUCUUCACGAGCUAGUUUCACGGGAAGACAAGUCUUUGACAACCGAAAAGGCGGAAUUGCUGGGCUAUCUGUGGACUAAACUAGGCGGAAAUCGCCCCAAACUGCGAGGGUACGAUAACCACCUUGCCUUACUCAAAGGUCUUGGAGAGUAUCGAAAGCAAGCGCUGGCUCAUGUCGUUGGGGCACUUCAAACUUUGGCUCAAAUGAGCGAAGAUAUCGAGAAUUUGCGGGAAAGAGUUGCUGCGCCGGAGUUGGUUGGAGGGAGAAUCCCGCUUGAAGUCCACAUCCGCAGCAUUCAAGGUGGUUUGGAGCGAUUGAACGAGGGGAGAUCGAAAGCGAAAUUCCGGGAAAGCGAAGCAGUUAAGAGAAUACUUGGCAUUGAUAUGUAG